AUGCCUGCUCCCGCGCUUCUCAACGGCUCUCAGAGGCGGCCGGAUCUACACCUUGUUGGCGACGAGGACUCCGUAUACGAACAGGAUAUCCUGCGAACGCCCGGAAGCAUCAAGCCAUGGCUUGCCUACAUUCAGUUCAAGUCUCAACAUGGAACCAUACACGAACGCGCCUUCGUGCUCGAGCGAGCGUGCCUCCAACUCCCGCGGUCUUACAAGCUCUGGAAGAUGUAUCUUACCUUCCGCGUCAAGCAUGUUUCAAAGCUAAACGCUGCCAUUUUUCCCGCCGAGUACCAAAAGGUCAAUGCCCUCUUCGAGCGCGCCCUCAUUCUGCUGAACAAGAUGCCUCGCAUCUGGGAGCUUUAUCUGAAGUUCUUGCUUCAGCAGCCGCUCAUUACAACUACCCGACGCACCUUCGAUCGAGCCCUUCGCGCCCUACCGCUUACCCAACACAAUCGAAUAUGGGCCCUCUACAAGCCAUUUGUCAACUCUCCUGCAGGAAUCAGCGCCGUCAAGGUGUGGCGCCGCUAUAUGCAAAUACAUCCCGAGGACGCCGAAGACUUCAUUGAACUCCUUGUACAGGUCGGCUUCUACACCGAAGCCGUCAAGAAGUACAUGGAUAUUCUUAACAACCCGCGUUUUACGAGCAAGCAAGGGAAAGGACACUACGAGCUUUGGAGUGAAAUGGUGGACUUGAUGGUGGAACACGCGGCGGAGAUCGAGACCGGUCAUGAAACUGGUAUUGACGUUGACAGGAUCGUCAGAAGCGGUAUUGUCCGGUUCGCCGACCAACGCGGGAAACUCUGGUGUGGUCUGGCGACGUACUGGAUACGAAGAGGCAGCUUCGAACGCGCCAGAGAUGUGCUCGAGGAAGCCAUCACUACCGUAAUGACAGUACGGGACUUCACGCUUGUUUUCGAUUCUUAUACCGAAUUUGAGGAGUCCAUCAUUGGAGCUCUUAUGGAGGUCGCCUCGAACCGCGCCGACAGCGGCAUCGUGGAUGAGGAGGCGGAUUUCGAACUCGAUAUACGGAUGAUGCGCUUCGAGCAGCUCAUGGAUAGAAGACCAUUCCUUCUCAACGACGUGGUCCUGCGACAAAACCCCAACAAUGUGUCUGAAUGGGAGAAGAGAGUAGCGCUCUGGGGUGACAAUCAUCUCGAAAUCGUACAGACGUACACAGCCGCAAUCGCAACAAUACAACCAAAAAAGGCCGUCGGACCCUUCCACCAGCUCUGGGCUAAUUACGCCAAAUUCUACGAGCGCGGCGGUGAUCUACGCAAUGCGCGCAUCAUCAUGGAAAAGGCCGUCAAAGUGCCGUUCAAGUCCGUUGCGGAGCUGGCCGAUAUGUGGAUUGAGUGGGCUGAAAUGGAGUUGAGGAACGAGAAUUUUGACGAUGCCGUUCGAAUUAUGGCCAAAGCUGUACAGGCGCCGAAGAGAUCCACCGUCGAUUACUUUGACGAGACGCUAUCGCCGCAGCAGCGUGUGCACAAGAGUUGGAAGCUGUGGAGUUUCUACGUGGACCUCGUAGAAAGCGUCAGCUCGGUGGAGGACACGCGAAAGGUUUAUGAGCGCAUCUUUGAGCUGCGGAUUGCGACACCACAGACAGUAGUCAACUAUGCGAAUCUACUGGAAGAGCACCAAUACUACGAGGAGUCAUUCAAGAUCUACGAACGCGGCCUUGAUCUCUUCAGCUACCCGGUCGCCUUUGAGUUGUGGAACCUCUACCUCACAAAGGCUGUUGAUCGCAAGAUCGGCAUUGAGCGUCUGCGCGACCUAUUCGAACAGGCCAUUGAGGACUGCCCACCCAAAUUUGCCAAGGUCAUCUACCUCAUGUACGGCAACUUGGAAGAGGAGCGGGGCCUCGCGAGGCAUGCUAUGCGCAUCUAUGAACGCGCAACGCGGGCGGUGGCAGAUGAGGAUCGUGCAGAUAUGUUCAAUUUUUACAUCACCAAGUCGGCAUCCAACUUUGGCCUACCGUCGACGAGGCCAAUCUACGAAAAGGCCAUCUCCACUCUACCCGACAACGAGGCACGGGAUAUGUGCCUAAAGUUUGCCGACAUGGAGAAGCGCCUUGGCGAGAUCGAUCGGGCAAGGGCCAUUUACGGUCACGCGUCACAGUUCUGUGAUCCACGCACCAGCCCAGCCUUUUGGACCAAGUGGGAGUCGUUCGAGGUGCAGCAUGGCAACGAGGAUACUUUCAAAGAGAUGCUGCGUAUCAAGCGUAGUGUGCAGGCGCAGUACAACACGGACGUCAAUUUCAUCGCGUCGCAGGCGCUCGCGCGCAGUCAGCGGCGACCAGAGGAGUCAGGCGAUGCCGAGGUGGACGAUGCUAUGGCGGCACUCGAGCGACAGGCGAGAGCACCGGCUGGGUUUGUGGCUGCCAGCGACGCUCCCAAGGUGGACAGCGCAAUGGAAGCACCGCCAGCGACGGCGAACCCGGAUGCUAUCGACAUUGAUGACCUUGACAAGUAA
This is a messenger RNA of Colletotrichum orchidophilum, 2469 nucleotides long. Its product is annotated as pre-mRNA-splicing factor SYF1. Gene Ontology annotation, cellular component: Prp19 complex; post-mRNA release spliceosomal complex; U2-type catalytic step 2 spliceosome. The record is from RefSeq and is a predicted model, not a curated record. The coding region runs from base 1 to 2469 and encodes 822 amino acids. Gene Ontology annotation, molecular function: protein binding. The transcript has 3 exons. NCBI's taxonomy places the organism in Eukaryota, Fungi, Ascomycota, Sordariomycetes, Glomerellales, Glomerellaceae. Gene Ontology annotation, biological process: mRNA splicing, via spliceosome; generation of catalytic spliceosome for first transesterification step.